CCUUUGUCAGAAAGUUCACCUGUCCACUGCCAACAGAACAGGAAAAAAUUAGGAGCUUGCCUCAGGAGCAACUAGCUUUUAUCACAGAGAGUGACAUCAGGUUGAGAAGGUUAAUACUUUUCCCCUCAGUUGGAGCCCCACCUUUUAAAAUGACUCACAAUCAUCUGAACUCACACGGAUAAUAAAAACCAUUACACUUCAAUAAAAGUAGUAAUUCCUGUGGCUCAUGGGAAGAGGUGCAGAGGUCAACUGUGCACAAUGACGGGAAAAGGCAUGAAAAAUCAGUCGCUGCGGCUUUUACUUCCACGCGGGUUUUUUUUUUUUUUGGAGGGUGGGUUUGUUUUUAAAACACUGGUGUCACAGUUUCUUGACACAAGGACUUCUGAAAAGCGAGCAGCAACAGCGGCAGGCAGAGCGCAGCUGGGGCUGCAGGAUCCGCCUCCUGACAGCAGCAUCCACAGGGGCUCCGCGGGAACCGACUCCAGGCAGGGGCACCGGCAGGGCCCGCACCGCGCGAAUUCCCGGGGCGCCGAGGGCACUGCAGCCACAGCCCCCCUCGGCUUUACUGUGACAGCGCUGCGGGAAGGCGGAGGGAGCUGCGAAGCGUCCCCACUCCCCCCACCGCUGCCGCCGCCAUUUUGUUCCCUCUCCCUCCCCUCCCCUCCCCACACGCGUCCCGCCGGAAGUGGCGCGCGCCCCGCCCCAUCAUGCACCGCGAGCGCGGCCACGCGCGCCGCCCGCACCAAGCUGCCGUCCGGGCUCCCAGCUGAAGGAGAGAGCGUUCGGCACGGGACCGGGGAGCGCCGGGAGGCGGCGGAGGCCCGGAAGCUGGGCCGGGGUGCGAUGGCAGCCUCCUCCUCAUCCUCCUCGGCCGGUGGAGUCAGUGGCAGCUCCGUGACAGGGUCGGGGUUCAGCGUUUCGGACCUGGCGCCGCCCCGGAAAGCCCUCUUCACUUAUCCCAAAGGAGCCGGGGAGAUGCUGGAAGGUGAUUGCUGCUGUCCUUCUCCUUCCCUGCUCCUCCUCCAGCUGCUGACCUUCGCACCCCACUGGCAAAAGCUGGAGAUGGCUCUGAGAGGUUCCUCUGCGAGUCUGUGUUCAGCUUUCAGGUUGCAUCAACAUUAAAGCAAGUGAAGCACGAGGGGGGCACACGGACAGUGUGGCUGCGGGGAGGGCGACCUCGUAACUCGGCCCGGGUUCCCGCUGGAGCGCAGCCGGAGCACUGGGUGAGCGGGGAAACCCUCUGGAGCAAAUGCCAGAAGCACUCCUCAGCCCCUGCCGUCGUUCUGGGGGAUGGACACAAACUGUCCCAGGGUUGGGUGAGGGGCCAAGCGGCGUCACCUCCUCCAGCAGUGCCUCGGCCAUUGCCCAAGCUGUUCCCUCUUCAUCACUGUUUCUGUGGUAGCGCUGGCAGGAUACUGCUCUGUCUUUAUUACCCUGAAACUUUGUCCUCUUUGUUCUGUAUUAGAUUUCUCUGUGACAAUAAAAUAACUCUGUCUUUGAAA
Messenger RNA from Pyrgilauda ruficollis (rufous-necked snowfinch), 1502 nucleotides. RefSeq names its product anaphase promoting complex subunit 16 (gene ANAPC16). Lineage: Eukaryota; Metazoa; Chordata; Aves; Passeriformes; Passeridae. Gene Ontology annotation, cellular component: kinetochore; cytosol; anaphase-promoting complex. The transcript is spliced from 4 exons. The record is from RefSeq and is a predicted model, not a curated record. Gene Ontology annotation, biological process: protein ubiquitination. The coding region runs from base 259 to 1122 and encodes 287 amino acids.